AUGAGUGACGAUAAUAACGACAACAAUCAACAAAAUGGCACAUCUUCGUCAAAUUCGAAUACGCCGCCACCAACAUCCUCUGCUGCCGACAAUAAUGUACCCGCCAAAAUGAUCGAACACUUUAAGGCCCACAAAGUCGAUGUGGCCAUGUGGCUGAUGCGUAUAUUGGCCAUCAUCUUUACGGUCUUCUAUGUCCUGCCCAUCUUUGGCACUCAACAGAGUGCCUUCAACAAAGUUCUACUCUCAAAUGCAGCUAUUUCAGCGUUGCGACUACACCAACGUCUGCCCUCAUUUACAUUUUCACGGGAAUUUUUGGCCCGUCUCUUUGUCGAAGAUUCGUGUCAUUAUUUAAUGUAUUCGCUGAUAUUUUUGAAUGUUCAACCGACACUGUUGAUAUUGGCACCAAUUGUACUGUUCGCCGUGUUGCACGCAUCGAGCUAUUCAUUGAAAUUGUUGGAUAUUAUUGGCCAAAAUUCCUGGUGGGGUGCCCGUUUCCUCAUUUCCUUGGUUGAAUUCCAAGCUGGUAAUAUCUUGAAGGCUGCCUCCUUCUCCGAAAUCUUCAUCAUGCCUUUGGCUGUAGUCAUGACAUUCAUGGGUAGAGCUGGUCUUAUGACACCCAUUAUGUACUAUCACUUCCUUGUUAUGCGUUACAGUUCUCGUCGCAAUCCCUACACCCGUAACGCCUUCGCUGAGUUGCGUAUGACCGCUGAGGCAUUGGCUGCCCGCUCCCCCGGAGUUGUGGGGAAAAUUGUACAAAAAGCCAUUGCAUUUAUUAGUCGUUUGGCACCACCACCACAACCUGCUCCAGCCCAGCAGUAA
Molecule: messenger RNA, 819 nt
Organism: Musca vetustissima
Lineage: Eukaryota; Metazoa; Arthropoda; Insecta; Diptera; Muscidae
Gene: Kr-h2
Product: Krueppel homolog 2
Exons: 3
Coding region: 1-819 (272 amino acids)
Biological process (GO): endoplasmic reticulum tubular network organization; membrane organization
Cellular component (GO): endoplasmic reticulum; membrane
Source: RefSeq, a predicted model, not a curated record